Molecule: messenger RNA, 2094 nt
Organism: Purpureocillium takamizusanense
Lineage: Eukaryota; Fungi; Ascomycota; Sordariomycetes; Hypocreales; Ophiocordycipitaceae
Gene: SHM2
Product: Glycine hydroxymethyltransferase
Exons: 4
Coding region: 238-1683 (481 amino acids)
Biological process (GO): L-serine catabolic process; folic acid metabolic process; tetrahydrofolate interconversion
Cellular component (GO): cytoplasm
Molecular function (GO): zinc ion binding; cobalt ion binding; pyridoxal phosphate binding
Source: RefSeq, a predicted model, not a curated record
CCAGGGACCCCGCAGUCAAGCCGAUCUCGCCCGCCCGACAGUUUUGCUUGCACCAUUUUAAGCCACACCCAAAAUUUUCUUUGCUCCCCGUCCCAUCCUCUUCCCUCCUCAAAGCCCUCACAUCUCCCCCCCCCCUCUUCUCGCUUUGCUCCUGCUCCCGCACAGCUCGAGUCUCGCUCGUCUCUCACUUCCUCGAAUUUCUCUUCUCCUAGAUCACCUUCCGUCACAACCGCCACAAUGUCUUCCGACUACGCCCUGUCUGCGUCUCACAAGGAGAUGCUGGAGAAGUCUCUGGUCGACUCCGACCCCGAGGUCGCCUCCAUCAUGAAGGACGAGAUCCAGCGCCAGCGCGAGUCCAUCGUGCUCAUCGCUUCCGAGAACAUCACCUCGCGGGCUGUCUUCGACGCUCUCGGCUCCCCCAUGUCCAACAAGUACUCCGAGGGCUACCCCGGCGCCCGCUACUACGGCGGCAGCCAGCACAUUGACCAGAUCGAGUCGCUGUGCCAGAAGCGUGCUCUCGAGGCCUUCCACCUCGAUGCCGAGAAGUGGGGUGUCAACGUCCAGUGCCUGUCCGGCAGCCCUGCCAAUCUGCAGGUCUACCAGGCCCUCAUGCCCCCCCACGGCCGUCUCAUGGGCUUGGACCUCCCCCACGGUGGCCACUUGAGCCACGGCUACCAGACUCCUCAGCGGAAGAUCUCUGCCGUCUCCACAUACUUUGAGACCUUCCCCUACCGUGUCAACCUCGAGACUGGCAUCAUCGACUACGACCAGCUCGAGCAGAACGCCGUCCUGUACCGCCCCAAGGUUCUCGUCGCCGGUACCUCGGCCUACUGCCGCCUCAUCGACUACGAGCGCAUGCGCAAGAUUGCGGACCUCGUUGGCGCGUAUUUCGUCGUCGACAUGGCCCACAUCUCCGGCCUCAUCGCCGCCGAGGUCAUCCCCACCCCCUUCAAGUACGCCGACAUCGUCACCACCACGACCCACAAGUCGCUCCGUGGCCCCCGUGGCGCCAUGAUCUUCUUCCGCAAGGGCGUUCGCUCCGUCGAUGCCAAGACGGGCAAGGAGACCCUCUACGAUCUCGAGAACCCCAUCAACUUCUCCGUCUUCCCCGGCCACCAGGGCGGCCCCCACAACCACACCAUCACUGCCCUCGCCGUCGCCCUGAAGCAGGCUCAGUCCCCCGACUACAAGGCCUACCAGCAACAGGUCGUUGCCAACGCCAAGACCCUUGAGAACACCUUCAAGAGCCUCGGCCAAAAGCUCGUCGCCGACGGCACUGACAGCCACAUGGUCCUGAUCGACCUCCGCCAGCACAGUCUCGACGGCGCCCGCGUCGAGGCCGUCCUCGAGCAGAUCAACAUCGCCUGCAACAAGAACUCCAUCCCUGGCGACAAGAGCGCCCUGACCCCUUGCGGCAUCCGCAUCGGAACGCCGGCCAUGACCAGCCGUGGCUUCGGCGAGAAGGACUUUGAGCGCGUCGCCAAGUACAUUGACGAGAGCAUCAAGAUCUGCAAGGAUGUCCAGGGCGCUCUGCCCAAGGAGGCCAACAAGCUCAAGGACUUCAAGGCCAAGGUGGCCAGCGGCGAGGUUUCCCGCAUCAACGAGCUCCGCAAGGAGAUUUCGGCCUGGACCAGCGCCUUCCCCCUCCCUGUUGAGGGCUGGCGCCUCGACGCCGGCCUCUAGGCUGGCGUGGCUGUAUAGCCCGUUGAGGACGAGAGACGGCUGCCAUGAGCCGCCGUAGGCAAAGAGAAAGGACCAAAAAGAGAGGGAUCUCAGCUCUGCAUCCGCUGCAUUUAACAUGGAUGAGGCAAAUGGCGAAUGUUCAACAACUUGCAUUUCAAACGGCUGGCGUUCUUCUUUGUUUUGGUGAGGGAACCCUUUGGUCAAGAGGAAAGGGAAAGACUUGGAGUUUCUACAAGAGGAUCAUGUUUUGCCAUGGGUCAAGCCGAUAAAUACCUAUCUGUUUGUUUUAGGUGUCCAUCGCGCACCAUCUGUCCAUAGCUGAGGCGCUCAACGCUCCGAACUGGACACAUCGGCCAGCCUGCUUCAACAAGUUUGGCUGGGCCACCAAUAUCACGAUAUUCAUUCACCCAG